AUGGAUGAUUUUAGCCCUCCGCCAUUGCGGGCACCUACGGCAUGUGUUGCUUGCAAUAAGAAAAAGGUCCGAUGUAUCUUCGACGAAGCUUCUGAGCAAUAA
This is a messenger RNA of Penicillium arizonense, 102 nucleotides long. RefSeq lists its product as uncharacterized. Gene Ontology annotation, molecular function: zinc ion binding; DNA-binding transcription factor activity, RNA polymerase II-specific. Bases 1 to 102 code for a protein of 33 amino acids. The record is from RefSeq and is a predicted model, not a curated record. The transcript has 3 exons. NCBI's taxonomy places the organism in Eukaryota, Fungi, Ascomycota, Eurotiomycetes, Eurotiales, Aspergillaceae. Gene Ontology annotation, biological process: regulation of DNA-templated transcription.